AGCAUUUAAAGGCCCGCUCGCUCUGAGUCUGGCGUGAGUCUUUCCGGUGUGGCGUGUGCGGGCUGUGCUGUGCGCUUCCAGAUUGGACAAAUUCGGAUUUUUUUUUGUUUGGUUUGGUUUCCUUCUCUCCUUGAGCGUAGAAAGCUCCGCGCCCGUCCCACGCCGCAUUCACGUGCCGACGCGCCGCCCCCCCCUCCUUCUUUUGGGGGGUCCUUUACUAAACUAUUAGUCUCGGACGCGGGCGCGCCUUUAAACAGGACAGGAGCUCGCCGAGAGGGGACCGAGCGGGGCUGUGCUUCUCUCCGGUCUGUCCUGCUGUACGAUAAGAAGAACAGACUUUUCUUUUUUUUUUUUCUUCCCCCUGUCGGUCUUCCGGGGGAGGGAUACGGCAGGACUUGAGGGCUGAAUCAAGUCCACGAACAAUUUGUUUUAAAGUGAAUUUCCCCCCCCCCCCGCGGGACGGCUUCGUCUUGUGAUCUGCACCUCCGCGGGACGGGCGACUGCUUGCGCGCUGCCCGGCAAGCCCCUGCCAUGGUGAACAGCCGGUCGGAGGCGGUGGCGGUGGCGGGGGGCGGCUCCCCUCCCCGCUCGUGCGCCGGCUGCGGCGGCCGGAUCGCGGACCGCUUCCUCUUGUACUCCAUGGACCACUACUGGCACACCCGCUGCCUGAAGUGCUCCUGCUGCCAGGCCCAGCUGGGCGAGAUCGGCACGUCCUGCUACAGCAAGAGCGGGAUGAUCCUGUGCAGGAACGACUACCUCAGGAACCGGCUGGUCCCCGGCGACCGCUUCCACUACGUCAACGGGACCAUCUUCUGCGAACACGACCGGCCCAGCGGCGCCGCCCUGCUGUCCAGCCACCUGCCCCCCCUACAGAGCAGUGCGCUGCUGCCUGACCAGAAGGUCUGCUGAGGUGGUGGUCCUGGGUUUGGGGACGCAGGAGGGAGAGGGACAGAGCGCGAGGACAGUUGGGGUGGGGGGGGGACUCCGUCCCUCUCCCUUCCCACCGGCGUCCCCCGCCGACAGAAGGACACUUUCGAUCUGCUCCUGAUUUUUCGGUGUUGUGGCGUCGCCUCGUCGUAAUGUCACUGGACCAGAAUAAAUUAUUUUUGGAAAACAAGAAUGGGGGGUGGGGGAGAGGGAGAGAUCUAUGUCCAUAUAUAUAUUUGUAUAUACUAUAAAAAGAGAAUGAUCAGAUUUGGGAGGAGAGAAGGACAGGGAGGAGAUGCUGGGCCAGGCAACGGCAGAGAUUUGUCCAGUUAAGAGACUGGAGUGGGCUGAAGAGGAGGGACCAGUGCCCAGGGCUCAUCAGGAUCCACGUGGAGACCUA
This is a messenger RNA of Lepisosteus oculatus (spotted gar), 1327 nucleotides long. Lineage: Eukaryota; Metazoa; Chordata; Actinopteri; Semionotiformes; Lepisosteidae. The record is from RefSeq and is a predicted model, not a curated record.